Drosophila grimshawi is the source of this 374-nucleotide messenger RNA. RefSeq lists its product as uncharacterized. Gene Ontology annotation, biological process: mitochondrial electron transport, cytochrome c to oxygen. The transcript has 2 exons. The record is from RefSeq and is a predicted model, not a curated record. Lineage: Eukaryota; Metazoa; Arthropoda; Insecta; Diptera; Drosophilidae. The coding region runs from base 58 to 264 and encodes 68 amino acids. Gene Ontology annotation, cellular component: mitochondrion.
GCAAGCACUUUAUUACCAGCAUUGAUUGUUCCGGAAUAAGAAAAAUUGUUGUUAAAAAUGUUCCAAAAUAGUGCUGCUAAACUUUUGAUGCCCGCUGUGCGUGGAGUAUGGCAAAAGCGAUGCCAAUCGGUUGUUUCGGGUCCACCAACACAACACGUCUCCACAGCGGAGAAAGUGAUUCUUGGUGGUGGCAUGUGCGUUGCAGCUAUGUUCAUUCCGGCUUGGGUGCUUCUCCACAUCCGUGAAUAUAGAGGCCUCAAGUAAGAUGAGCUGCUGGAUUGCGUUAAAAUAGAUAAAAUAAUUGCUUCUAAAUUGAAUUGUCAAAGUUAAUAGAAUGCAUUAAAAGCGCUAAACAAUAAAUUAUUGUAAAUAAA